Molecule: messenger RNA, 1424 nt
Organism: Lepus europaeus (European hare)
Lineage: Eukaryota; Metazoa; Chordata; Mammalia; Lagomorpha; Leporidae
Gene: C7H11orf68
Product: chromosome 7 C11orf68 homolog
Exons: 2
Coding region: 1-879 (292 amino acids)
Source: RefSeq, a predicted model, not a curated record
AUGGCGGCGGCGGCGGCCGUGGCGGGGGCGGGGCGCGGCGGCGGCGGCGGCGGCGCGGAGCCCCGGCAGGAGCGGAACCGGACCCGGAGCUGGGCCGGCGCGGAACGCAGCGAAGGCCGGAGGAUGGAGCCGGGUGAGGAGCUGGAGGAGGAGGACUCUCCCGGCGGCCGGGAGGAUGGCUUCACCGCGGAGCACCUGGCUGCCGAGGCCAUGGCCGCCGACAUGGACCCCUGGCUGGUGUUCGAUGCCCGCACCGCGCCUGCCGCCGAGCUGGAUGCCUGGCUGGCCAAGUACCCGCCGUCCCAAGUCACCCGCUACGGGGACCCCGGGUCGCCCAACGCCGAGCCCGUGGGCUGGAUCGCCGUGUACGGGCAGGGCUACACCCCCAACUCCGGCGACGUGCAGGGGCUGCAGGCGGCCUGGGAGGCUCUGCAGAGCAGCGGCCGGCCUGUCACGCCGGGCACGCUGCGCCAGCUCGCCAUCGCGCACCACGUGCUCUCGGGGAAGUGGCUGAUGCACCUGAGCCCUGGCUUCAAGCUGGACCACGCCUGGGCCGGCAUCGCCCGGGCCGUGGUGGGAGGCCGGCUGCAGGUGGCCAAGGUGAGCCCGCGCGCCAAGGAGGGGGGCCGCCAGGUGAUCUGCGUCUACACGGACGACUUCACGGACCGCUUGGGCGUCCUGGAGGCGGAUUCGGCCAUCCGCGCGGCGGGCAUCAAGUGCCCGCUCACCUACAAGCCCGACGUGUACACCUACCUGGGCAUCUACCGCGCCAACCGCUGGCACCUGUGCCCCACGCUCUACGAGAGCCGCUUCCAGCUCGGGGGCGGGGCCCGCGGCUCCCGCGUGCUGGACCGCGCCAACAGCGUGGAGCUGACCUAGUGGGGUGACCACGGCCUGGCCUCUUCCUCCUUGUCCCCGGAAAGCCAAGCCCCCCAGCUCUGAGGACAAGGUCGCCCAACAACUGCCUGCAUCUCCGAUCCCCUUGGACUUGUGCCCCGGCUGCCCCUGGCCCCCCCCAGAGGGCGGGGCCUCGGCCUCCCUCUUCCUCGGAGCUCCGCCCUGCAGCCCAGGGCCACGGGGUGGGUGCAGACACCAAGAAGAGAGCCCGCCUUGGCCACCGUCACCCCGCCGCACCUCCCCUCCGCGUGCACUCUCCCGCUCUCCUCCCCCCCUCUCACGGGGAAAACAGUGCUUCCAGUCCCUCCCCGUGGAGCCUCCAGUGCGGGGCCAGGGCCCGCAGGCCUGAGCGUGCCACUUAGCCAGGAGGUUCUUGCGCCCACUCAGCCCCCAGCAGAGAGGGGGUGUGCACCACGGACACAGCCGCCCCCCUCUGCCGGCUCACACGGCCUGCGCCACCUCCCUCUCUUCCCGGCUACCAGACACGUGCCUGCUCCUGGCAUCUCAAUAAAACCAGCCUGGGUCUG